AUGUCCGAUGCAGAACACAAUAAUUCACCCAACCAUGUUUCUUCCCAAAAUGAUACAGCAAACAAUCAACUUACUGUAUAUCUUCAGAUGGUCAUUUUGACGAGUUCCUCGAAGACUUUAACACUGCUUGACGAUAGACAACUACUGUUUCAGAUGUAUCCCUGGAAUAAGCUCAUCAAGUUUGAUCCAUUAUAUAUGGACAAGAAGUUUAAACAAUCUUACUAUUUUCAACCGUG
This is a messenger RNA of Acaulospora morrowiae, 236 nucleotides long. NCBI's taxonomy places the organism in Eukaryota, Fungi, Glomeromycota, Glomeromycetes, Diversisporales, Acaulosporaceae. The record is from the annotation of a GenBank genome assembly.